CACCCAUGUUUGAAGACGAACAAAGUAUAGCUUAUGUAUGCCUCUACAAUUUACCUUCGUUUAUUGGUUUUAUUAGUUUUGCAACUCUUUAUUGUUGCAAAGCGGAGUUGCAGUUGCUAUGGAUCCGCGUUGUCAUGGACGCAAUCAAAUUAAAGAUGGAGUCCAAGAAAGCGAACUAUGUCGGAGAGGUCUCCAAUCAAAAACGUCAUGGCUACGGGAAAUAUGUUUACCCAAACAGCUUUUUCCUCUAUGAAGGGGAAUGGAGCAUGGGGAGAAAGCACGGCCUUGGCAAACUGAUGAUGAAAGAUGGCAGUUUUUAUGAGGGGGAAUUUAUCUGCGGGGAGAUUGAAGGAAGCGGCCUGCGACACUGGGCUAAAACGGGGGAUUCUUACUCUGGAGAGUUCAAACAAGGUGAGCUCCAUGGCUUUGGAGUACUGCAGAGAGCCAGCGGUGAAACAUAUGAAGGACAGUUCUGCUGCGGCCUCAGAGAAGGUCACGGAUCCCUGACUGAUUCGGAUGGCCAUGCCUAUCUAGGCUCCUUUCACCGGGACAAGAGACACGGGGAGGGCCGCAUCGAGUACAGUAACGGGGACCAGUAUGAAGGAAGUUGGGUCCUGGACCAGAAGCAGGGCCAGGGAGUUCUGCGCUGUGUGGACGGAUCUCUGUACGAUGGCCAGUGGCGUAACAACCUGUUCAACGGCCAGGGAAUCAUGAUCCAUACCUCUGGGAUGGUGUGGGAAGGCAUUUGGACCAACGGCAGGCCCUUGGGUGGCGCCUCCAUCAUGGUGAUCGAGGGAGGAGGGGAAGGAGGAGGAGGAGGAGGAGGAGGAGGGAGGAGGAGGAGGAGGAGGAGAAGGAGGCGUUUUGGCAGUUGUCCAGGGGAGGGCCUUUUGCGUGGAAGUGCGGCUGCAGACGGCGGACGCGGGCGAGACCGUCACGAAUGAGAGUGGGCGGGUGCUGCAGAUCACUGCAGGGGUCCGGGUGCCCAAGCUCCCCCCCUCACCCCCCCCUGACCUGCAGGGAACCGUCAGCCCCGCCCUCAUCAACACACCCUUUGGCUUUCAGGUUGUCAGCUUCCCUUUGAUGGACAGAGAGGCCUUUGAAGACGCCACCUCCCCCGUCAUCACUUCCUCCCGGUCGCCAACAACAACAACGGCGUCCACGGGAAA
Molecule: messenger RNA, 1169 nt
Organism: Gadus macrocephalus (Pacific cod)
Lineage: Eukaryota; Metazoa; Chordata; Actinopteri; Gadiformes; Gadidae
Product: MORN repeat-containing protein 1-like
Exons: 10
Coding region: 6-944 (312 amino acids)
Source: RefSeq, a predicted model, not a curated record